AUGCCUGUGCUAUCUCCGGAAAUCAAAGUCCAGACUUCCAGUGUCACCAAAAAUUCCCUUGAAAAUUAUUUUCUCUUUGAGAGUAGUUGGAGGAAAGCAGUUUUAGAAACACAGAAGUUGAGAAAUGAAUACACCAGAGCAUUUGGUCUAGAAGAACUCAAAGAACAUGUCAAAGAGCCAUAUUUGCCAGAAUUGCAAAGUUGCCGAAAAAGUGUGAGUUCAUCUCCACCAGAGCUUCGUAGCAGACGGCUGCGUGCUGAUACCCAGUUGCCUCCAGUCAGCCAUUCUGAUGAGAACAUGAUGAGUUGCCUGCAAGUAUUUUAUCCUCCUCUGCAUAUUGCCCCACACUCUGUGAAAGAACGGUGUUGGCAAACCAGGGAAGUGAUAAAGAAGACUAAGGAGAUCUGCACUGCUGUACCACUUCAAGAGAGUGAGAAAGGUUUUAGCUUCAGUGAUCCUCUCGUUGGAGCACCAUCUCAGUACUUACAGAGACUUUCCAAAAUGGCCCUAUUAGAAUAUGAUACCAUUGGUCAUGAAACAACCAGAAAGUCAAAAAAGGGUAGGAAACGAGAGCUGCGAGACUGCUGGUAA
Molecule: messenger RNA, 591 nt
Organism: Artibeus jamaicensis (Jamaican fruit-eating bat)
Lineage: Eukaryota; Metazoa; Chordata; Mammalia; Chiroptera; Phyllostomidae
Gene: CUNH8orf89
Product: chromosome unknown C8orf89 homolog
Exons: 5
Coding region: 1-591 (196 amino acids)
Source: RefSeq, a predicted model, not a curated record